AUGAAGAUGCAAAAAGCCCAAACGUGGAAAAUCGAGAUCCCGGAAGACCUGAAGCCACGGGAGGGAGGAGGUCCUGCGAGGGGACGAAAGAUCCGAAUUACCCGGAACAUCGUGAAGGCGAUUGCCAUUCUGGCAUCUGCUGCCCUUGCCGUCAAACAGAACAUUGAUGCACCUCGAAUGCGUCCGACUGAUUGCAAUUGUCCAAAGAGAUGCAACGUGAUUGACUAUCGCAUCUCUGCCGAUCCCAACCCGGCCUGUCAACUGGAGAUGGGGAAUGUCAAUAUCGGCCUGGAGAAGGAGAAGGUGACUCUGCAUGAUCUGUUGUCCAACAUAGGAGGAAUCGUCGGCGUGUGCCUCGGGAUUUCUCUCAUCACCAUCUUCGACAUCAUCGAUCAGAUUUGCUGCAGCUUUCGCAAUCACGUGGUUUCUGUCUCAUUGGAUUCUCAGUCGACUUGCUUCUCCUCGAAAAUCGGUCAAACUGCGCUGCAGAAGACCAAGGAUAUGGGAAACGACCUGCAGAUGCAGGAGCUUCGAGCCAAGGGGAGUGGAAGCAAGAUGGGCAUGACCAGCAAAGUUAUGAAAGCAAUUUUGAUCUCGAUGUUUGCAGUCCUUGCAAUCUGGCAGGUGGCGAUACUGGUCGAAGAAUAUCUGUCCCACCCAACCCAAACGUUGCACGUGAUGGAAAAUGCCCACAUGAUCCAAACCCCAGCAUUCACAUUCUGCCCCAAGCCGUCGGUGAGAUCCUCCGCUCUGGGCGCCGACGGCUCUCUCACAUAUCGGAGAGGAAUUCGGUCGACGAACACAACCAUGGCCGAGGGUUUCAAGAAUGUCUCCGUUUCGUUGCCGGACGUGCUCCUAUUCGCUCCUAUGAAGUUCGCAAACGCCAAUGAGAAAAUCAAAGUGGAACUCAAAUCCGUCAAUGGGGAAACCAUCCAUGACCUCGGUUCUGAAAUCUGGAGCGAGAGAACGUUUGUUUACGAUGGAUGGACCAGCGAUCCAAUUGGUUCAUAUUAUUACAAGUGCUUCACGUUGCUGCCUGUGAAAAGAGUGGUCACCGAAUCGCUGUCCUGCAUUGGCACCACCUUUCUCUUCGACUUCAGACAGAUCCUCAAAACUUUCGGGAGCUCGUCACAAAUAGAAAUGUACAUCCACGAUCGGAAUGAGAAAUUUACGUUUCUGGGCAUGACCUCGACCAAACGAUUCCUGUUGCGCAACAACACUCUGACAGGCAUCUUCCUCCGCCCGGAGGUCAUUCAUCGACUGAGCCAAAAGGAGGACCCCUGCGUUCCUCACGAGGGUUACAGCUAUUCGAGAUGCAUGGAAAUCUGCUUCUGGGAGAAAUUCUACUCGAGUCCAGAGGUCACAUGUGCCAUCCCUUCCAUCUUGCCUAUGGGAGUCAGCGCCACGAAACCAGAAUGCAAAAAUGGAGAGGACGAAUGGGGCCACAUCAUGGAACUGUGGCGGACCCGCCAAGCACCCUCCGCCUAUCAGGAAACUAUUCCUUGCCGCUGCCUCCAGAGGUGCAACGUGAUCGAAUACCAAGUCUCUGCCGAUCCAACUCCGACCUGCGAGAGUAUGAGGGAGAGAGACGGAACUGCCAUGCUCUACUUCAGUUUCCCGUCGAAAAUGGUUCGUUUCCAUCUCUUCUCAUGUAGGUCCAUCUUCAUUCAGUAA
Messenger RNA from Darwinula stevensoni, 1674 nucleotides. The record is from the annotation of a GenBank genome assembly. Lineage: Eukaryota; Metazoa; Arthropoda; Ostracoda; Podocopida; Darwinulidae.